Molecule: messenger RNA, 3614 nt
Organism: Eupeodes corollae
Lineage: Eukaryota; Metazoa; Arthropoda; Insecta; Diptera; Syrphidae
Gene: iPLA2-VIA
Product: 85/88 kDa calcium-independent phospholipase A2
Exons: 14
Coding region: 443-3091 (882 amino acids)
Biological process (GO): positive regulation of ceramide biosynthetic process; lipid metabolic process
Cellular component (GO): mitochondrion
Molecular function (GO): protein binding
Source: RefSeq, a predicted model, not a curated record
CUUCUACUUUUCAGUAUUCAUAUUUAGUUAUUUGUGUUACUUCGUGAUUGUGGAGUGAAAAGAUUAGAAAAUCGCACUGUGUCGUAGUGCUGAGUGUUGUUUUUCCAAAAUACUCUAAUCCAACCACUAAAGUUUUGUGUUUCUUUAUUCUACACUAUUCAAUCGCAAUAAAAGAUAUUCCAAACAAAACAACAAAAAACUAAAAUUCAUUGUUUUCUACGAUGUUCAAUGGUUUACCUCAAUCGCUUCAUCUAACGCGACGACAAUCCCAAUUGGAAACAUAAGAAAAACACAUGUGGAGAGACAGAAAAACUAAAUGAUUCACUAGGUCAAUUCAUUGUAGAAAAAAAAAACUAAAAAAUUACUAACCACAAAACUUGCAUCCCCCGGCCACUAGCCCGAAGCCGAACCCGAGUGCAAGAUAAUAAACAGUCAGAACAAUAUGACCUGGUUGGGCUUAGGAGCAAUCGCUACCGGCUAUGUUUUUCAAAGGCUUCUCGGUGGUGAUUAUCCACCGAAUAAGGUGAUUGAAAUCAAAGGAGACGCUUUGGGAACACUACAAGUUAUCCAUCGAGAUGAAUCUAUGGUAUUAUUUGCCCCGCCCCAUCAACAACCCGAUAAGAAGACAAUUUGGGAGAUUGUCCUCCAGCGACCAUGUACUGAUCCCAAUACAACAUCGUUUAGUUUAUAUCGAGCCACAACUCAACAAGAUGCCGAGGAUAAAUUCAACGCGUUUCUACAUAGAUUGCCAAUAUAUGUUAGCAUAGUUAAGGAACAAUACAAUGUUAAUGGACUUCAAAAAAUAUGCGAUGUUUUAAUAGAUAAUCCAUCGUGGUCCAUUACUCAUUUAGUGGCUUAUUUCAACUAUCCGGAAUAUAUAAGUCAUCCGAAAAUUUUGGAAUUUAUUGAUUAUGCCGAUCAUGUAACAAACAUGACUCCACUUCAGCUGGCUGUUAACGUGAAUAACAUUGAAAUGGUAAAAGUCCUCCUUCCACUUAGCAACAUCGAACACUUGGACAAUAGAAAUAAUUCAGUAUUUCAUUAUGCAGCCAAUACGACCAAAGAAAUUAUAACUAUGUUAACUGAAAAAGGUACAACAAACUUAAAUCAAUGCAAUAUCGAUGGUUAUACGCCUCUUCACCUUGCGUGCCUCUACGAUAAGCCCGAUUGUGUUAAGGCUCUUCUCUUAGCCAAAGCCGAUGUUAAUUUACCAGCUAAAAAUAUUAAUAAAGUCUAUAAAACAACAGCACCAAGUUCUGUUGCUGAAUUUGUUAAAACCAAUGCAAAUAAAUUGUAUACGCAGGAUAUGAAAUAUGGUGGAACUCCGUUGCAUUGGUGUUCCUCAAGAGAAACAGUCCAGGCUUUGAUUAACACCGGAUGUGAUGUUAAUGCCACAAAUUUUGAUGGAAAAACUGCACUUCAUGUUAUGGUGGAAAGAAACCGUUUCGAAUGUGUUGUUACUUUGUUGGCUCAUGAUGCUGAAAUUGAUGUCUUGGACAAGGAUGGUAACACGGCAUUGCAUAUUGCCAUUGAGAAGAAGCUUGUACCUAUUGUACAGUGCUUGGUAGUGUUUGGAAGUGAUUUCGAUUUGAAGAACAAAGAGGGUAUCACACCACGUCAUAUGGUUGGCAAAGAGGCUAGUGGCUCAAAAGAUGAUGAGAUUCUUUAUAUUCUACACUCUGUUGGAGCUAAAAGAUGUCCCGAAACCAACAAAGGCUGCCAACCAGGUUGUAGUGCUACAGGAAUCUACAACGGAAUCCCUCCCGAAGCUCCUGAAUCUGUUGAGCCACGUGAACAUAUCGAAAACAUGCUUGCUUCAACUAGCCGACAAGCUAUCGGACUUCUAGGAAAUGGAGGCUGUAAACCUGUAGAAGCUCCAGUUAUAGUUGACACGGAAAAAGAAAAGAAAGGACAAAGUGUUAUGGACACCUUAUUAGGAGUGUUUAGUCUCAAAGUUAAAGCCGACUCUCUGCCGACAUCGAAAAAAGACUCACCCACAGGCAGCAUUGAAGAGACUAGCGAUGCUGCUAUGGCAUCGGCAACAUCAUCCCCGACAUCUCCAACAUCAGCCGCCCCUUCGUAUAAGGGCGAAAAACCGUAUGGCCGUGGUAGAUUGCUCUCACUCGACGGUGGCGGUAUUCGUGGUUUGGUUUUGGUUCAAAUGCUGCUGGAAAUUGAAAAACUCUCCCAAACUCCAAUAAUUCAUAUGUUCGAUUGGAUUGCCGGCACCAGUACAGGAGGUAUAUUAGCUCUUGGUCUGGGUUGCGGCAAGACAAUGCGUCAAUGCAUGGGAUUGUAUGUCCGCAUGAAAGAGCAGUGUUUUGUUGGAUCUCGACCAUAUCCGAGUGAGCUUUUCGAACAAAUUCUAAAAGAUAAUCUCGGUGAAUACACCCUUAUGACUGAUAUCAAACAUCCCAAAAUCAUGGUCACUGGUGUUAUGGCCGAUCGAAAACCUGUAGAUCUUCAUCUUUUCAGAAAUUAUACAAGUGCAAGCGAUAUUUUGGGGAUUGUAACAUCAAUAAGCAAUCGUCGUGUCCCUCCACCACAACCCGAUGCUCAAUUAGUUUGGCGUGCAGCACGAGCGACUGGUGCUGCUCCAUCUUACUUUAGGGCUUUUGGUCGAUUUUUGGAUGGAGGUUUGAUUGCUAACAAUCCAACACUCGAUGCUAUGACAGAGAUUCAUGAGUACAAUAUGGCACUUAAAAGCGUUGGCAGGGCAUCCGAAGCUGUUCCUGUCUCCGUUGUGGUUUCAUUAGGCACUGGACUUAUACCCGUCACUGAAUUGAAGGACAUUGAUGUAUUUCGCCCCGAAAGUAUCUGGGAUACCGCCAAACUUGCCUAUGGCAUUUCGACCAUUGGUAACUUACUCGUAGACCAAGCAACUGCUUCUGAUGGUCGUGUAGUUGACAGAGCUCGUGCUUGGUGUAGUACUGUUGGAAUUCCAUACUUCAGAUUCAACCCACAACUUCACGAAGAUAUUUGUAUGGAUGAAAAAAGUGACCAAAAACUUAUCAAUAUGCUCUGGCAAGCUAAAGCUUAUUGCUAUCAAAAUCGGAAUAAACUCCUCGAAAUGAUUAAUUUAGUAAAAUAGCACAUUGGAAAGUUUUAGAUCGUUUAUACUUAAUUAAUUAAAAAAUAAAAAUAUUUAAGAAAACCAUCAGCACUGAUUUUAUCAGAUUUAGGGAUUCUCUAAGGGCGCUCCCACGAUCUAAAACUCCCUUUACACUUUAAGCCCAAACAAAAUUAAAAAAAAAAAAACUUAAACAUUUGUUUUGAACUUCUUCUUUUUUCUGUGUUGUUUCUAAAUUAAAUCCUAGAUAAAUUAUAUAAUUGCAAAAAGAAGAAAAAGAUAACGAAUUUCAAGGAAAAGCUAUAAGUAUAGUUUAACUGGACUUAAAGAGUUUUUGAACAAUUUGUUUUAAUUUGAAAUUUGCAUCUUAUUGGCUUUUAAAAUGUCAAGUUUUAGGAAAACAUUCUUAAAUAAAAGAAAAUCUGAUUCUUUAAUUAUUAGAAAGUGAAAAAUUAAAUGCAAAUUUUGACUUAUUUAAAAAUGUAUGCAAUUUCUUAAAUCAUUCGGCUAUUCUAUGUAUAUUCUUUGCCAAAAAAAAAAACAA